AUGUCAGAUUGGAAGGCCGCUGCGAAUGUGUUUGGCCGAGGAACGGCUGCCGGUGACGCCAUUUACCGGUGCUACGCCCGGCCAGUUAAGGAGAGUACCUUAGACCCGGUGCUGUUAGAACAUUUCAAGAAGUUGAGGCGACAAAGAGAGGAGGAAGAAGCCCAAAUGUAUCGUCCAAAACCCAUUCCAAAAUCCAAAGCCAUGAUCAACCGGCCUCGCCCGUGUGCUGGGCCAAGAUUGACAGCAGAGGAGAUUGCGAGACGGCGACUUGCAGCCAUACCGCGUAAGAAGCCAGAAAGUGUCAUUCAGCGGGAGUUGAGCAGCUUCGCGCCACUGCCAAUGCGGAAGUUUAACCGACCGCCUUUGAACGAUAAUGAGAAGGAACGGCUCGGACAAAUAUUUCAGUUUGGUGAGGUCCCCGGCAAACCAAAGGAGUUCACGGGGGUUAUCCGCUCCCGCUAUGCCGCGUUGGAUAAACGGUAUGGACUGAAGGAAAAAUUCGAGGCACUUGCGAAAAAGGUUUUGGAGCUGCGAGAAGAGCUUAACAAGAUGCAGGAGGAGCGCCUCUCUGCAUCACCCCAUCACGAUGUAGAGACGACAAAAGGAAGGGGACGGGGCGCUUUCAACCUCCUCAGGCGCAACCCGCUUAAAGUGGCGGGGCUGCAGUUACGUGAACAGGAUAUACAGAAUGAGAUCAGUAAUUGCCUGACCGAGAUGAAGACACUGGAUGCGGAGAUUCGCAGACUUAAUAUAAGGGAGUCGAAGGAUCACGGUGUGGAAAUCGGUGGGGACAGUGUUGAGGCCAUUCCAUAG
Molecule: messenger RNA, 813 nt
Organism: Trypanosoma brucei brucei TREU927
Lineage: Eukaryota; Euglenozoa; Kinetoplastea; Trypanosomatida; Trypanosomatidae
Exons: 1
Coding region: 1-813 (270 amino acids)
Source: RefSeq, a predicted model, not a curated record